AUGGACCCAGCACUGCAGCAAUCCUUGGUAGGCUUCCGACAGGAGCUGCAGCAGCUUUUCGCCGCGCAGAAGCGGCACGACGCCACCCGCCAGCAGCUCAAGGAUCUCUACGUGCGCCUCUUGUGCGGCAAGUCCGGCACCGGACGGGAAGAAGCUUCUGCUCCGGAGAAGGAGAAGGUGGGCAUCGCAGGCGUCGGGCGAAACGAGACCUCCCCGAACUCCAAGGGCGCGAGGGCCCAGGCGCACGCGCUGAGCCUGCAGCCCCUGGGCGGCGACCAGGCGGUGCGGCGCAUGGCCGCGGAGCAUCUGAAACUGGAGGUGGGGAGCAAAAACAGUAUCCAGGACCUCUGGGCGGACGAGAUCUCGGAGUCCGUGGCCCGGGUCUCCGUGCUGCUGGCCGGCGCCGGCGCCGAGUGCCGGCAGAUCACCCUGGAGAAGCCCAAGGGCGCGCUGAGGCGCGCGGGGGAGUCGGGAGUCGGGAGCGUCAGGGCAUCGGUAGUGGGAAGCGAGGUCUGGUAA
Effrenium voratum is the source of this 519-nucleotide messenger RNA. Lineage: Eukaryota; Dinophyceae; Suessiales; Symbiodiniaceae. The record is from the annotation of a GenBank genome assembly.